This is a messenger RNA of Gossypium raimondii (Peruvian cotton), 3320 nucleotides long. Its product is annotated as protein FAR1-RELATED SEQUENCE 3. The record is from RefSeq and is a predicted model, not a curated record. Gene Ontology annotation, biological process: regulation of DNA-templated transcription. Gene Ontology annotation, molecular function: zinc ion binding. NCBI's taxonomy places the organism in Eukaryota, Viridiplantae, Streptophyta, Magnoliopsida, Malvales, Malvaceae. The coding region runs from base 425 to 3070 and encodes 881 amino acids. The transcript is spliced from 6 exons.
UUUUUUAACUCAAUGCAACCGGGUAGGAAUGAUCCGGAAAGAUAGGUACCGGGUCGAGAAUAACGGGCUUUUUUUUUGUUGUUGUUGUUGUUGAAGGUUGUUUAGCAAUAUCAUUAUAAUUUUGCGAGAGAACUUAGAGGUUGUUUUUGCAAAUUUGAAAUGUUUAAACAAGCCUGAGUUUAGGGUUUUCUAACUUUGAAAAAAGAAUUUCACUCCCAAACCUUCGAAGGCUCCUUUUUUAUUUUUAUUUGUACUUGAAGAUCUUUCCUCUCCCCUUUCAACUCACAGUUUUGUCAUUCAGGAUUCUCGAGAUUUACAUUUCCAGAAAACAAAUGAAGAAUGCUUAAAAAAAUAAUAGAAUAUUCUAAGGGCCAAGGGAUAAUGUAAUGCACUAUGGUGAGAUAGUGUUAAAUGCUGGAUUAGUAUGGAUUUCCAUGUGAUUGAUUCAGAAGGGGGCUUGAGCCAUCAUGGAAUGUCAGAUGAUGGGGAUGCUGAACCUGGUGAAGGUGGAGAAGCAAAUCAUGUAGAGAAUUCUUUAGCUUGUGAAGAAGAUGGGAUUUCUGAACCAUAUGUGGGCAUGGAAUUUAAUUCUGAAGAUGCUGCUAGAACUUUCUAUGAUGAGUAUGCUAGAUGUAUGGGAUUUAGCUCCAAAGCCGGUCAUUUUUCUUCACAGUAUAAAACUGAUGGGACAAUAGUUGCUAGGGAGUUUGUCUGUGGCAGAGAGGGUUUGAAAAGGUCCGCUGAAAGCUGCAGUGCAAUGAUUAGGAUAGAGUUAAAAGGAGAAAAGUGGGUUGUUAUAAAGUUUGUGAAGGAGCAUAGCCAUUCAGUGAUGACUUCCAGGAAAGUGCAUUACCUUCGUCCCCGCAGGCACUUUGCUGGUGCUGCAAAGACCAUGGCUGAUAGUUACCAAGGAGUUGGAGUUGUACCUAGUGGUAUGAUGUAUGUUUCUAUGGAUGGAAGCCAUGUCUCCAUGGAUGCAAACAACCGUGGCAUUAGGAAAACUCCUCCAGCAGAAGCAAAUUGCUCAGGCAAGAAUGUUGGGACACUGAACUAUGCACUUAGGCCAGUUAACAGAAAGAGAAUGCUGGGGAGGGAUGCUCAAAAUCUGCUUGAUUAUUUCAAGAAAAUGCAGGCUGAGAACCCUGGUUUCUUUUAUGCAAUACAGCUGGAUGAGGAUAAUCGUAUGGCUAAUGUGUUUUGGGCCGAUGCAAGGUCAAGGACAGCCUACAUGCAUUUCGGUGAUGCUGUUAAACUGGAUACAAGUUACAGGGUAAAUCGGUAUAGGGUGCCAUUUGCUCCAUUUACAGGGCUGAACCAUCAUGGUCAGAUGAUUUUAUUCGGUUGUGCAUUACUAUUUGAUGACUCUGAGGCAUCUUUUGUUUGGCUUUUCAAGACAUUUCUUACGGCAAUGAACGAUCGUCGACCUGUCUCCUUAAUCACUGAUCAAGACAGAGCCAUACAAACAGCAAUGUCUCAGGUGUUUCCUGGUGUUCGGCACUGUAUUAAUAAGUGGCAUGUUUUAAGAGAAGGCCCAGAGAAGUUGGCACAUAUUUUUCAUGUGCAUCCUAAUUUUCAGGCAGAACUGUAUAAUUGCAUAAAUUUGACUGAAACUAUUGAGGAGUUUGAAUUAUCUUGGAGUUCUAUUAUUGAAAAGUAUAAUCUUGGGGCACAUGAUUGGCUUCACUCACUAUAUAAUGCCCGAGCUCAAUGGGUCCCUGCUUAUUUUCGGGAUUCCUUUUUUGCUGCAAUAACUCCCAAUCAAGGAUUUGAUGGCUCUUUUUUUGAUGGAUAUGUAAAUCAACAGACCACGUUACCUAUCUUCUUUAGACAGUAUGAACUAGCAAUAGAGAACUGGUUUGAAAGGGAGAUUGAAGCUGAUUUUGACACAAUAUGCACCACACCAGUCCUGCGGACACCAUCACCUAUGGAGAAACAGGCAGCUGAUCUAUAUACAAGGAAAAUUUUCACAAAAUUUCAAGAAGAACUAGUUGAAACUUUUGUUUACACUGCUAAUAGAAUUGAAGGUGAUGGAGCUAUCAGCACAUUCAGAGUUGCAAAGUAUGAGGAUGUCAACAAAGUGUACAUGGUAACAUUAAACUACCCUGAAAUAAGAGCUAAUUGUAGCUGCCAAAUGUUUGAGUAUUCUGGCAUCCUUUGUAGACAUAUUUUAACGGUCUUCACUGUGACAAAUGUACUUACAUUACCACCGCAUUACAUUCUGAAACGAUGGACACGAAAUGCAAAGUCUGGGGUUGGAACAGAUGAAUGUGGUGGCGACUUGCAUGGUCAGGAGUCCUUGACAUCAAGGUAUAAUAGUUUGUGUCAAGAAGCAAUCAAAUAUGCAGAAGAUGGGGCAAUAGCUACUGAGACUUUCAAUGUUGCAAUGGCGGCUCUUAACGAAGUUGGGAAGAAGGUUUCUGUUGUAAAGAAAACUGUUGCAAAACUUGCACCUCCCGACUCACUGGCCACUGGUGCUGCCUAUGAUGACAAGAAGAGCUCAACAUCAGCACCAGAUACAGCCCCUUCGCUAUGGCCACAGCAAGAUGAAAUUACACGUCAUUUCAAUCUUAAUGACACUGGUACUCCAGCUCAAUCUGUCUCAGAUUUGAAUCUGCCACGCAUGGCACCUGUUUCCCUUCAUCGGGAUGAUACUCAUCCUGAUAACAUGCCGGUUCUUCCUUGUUUGAAGUCAAUGAGAUGGUUAAUGGAGAACAAGAAUUCUAAACCUGGAAAUAGGUUGGCAGUCAUUAUUUUAAAGUUGCAAGAUUAUAGCAAUAGUCCAUCAGCUGAAAUGGAUGUUAAGUUUCAGCUCUCAAGGAUUACUUUAGAACCCAUGUUGAGGUCAAUGGCUUAUAUCAGUGAACAGCUUUCUACCCCAGCUAACAGGGUUGCCGUCAUCAAUUUGAAGCUUCAAGACACCGAGACUAGUACAGGAGAGUCGGAGGUUAAAUUCCAGGUGUCCAGGGAUACAUUAGGAGCAAUGUUGAGAUCAAUGGCAUACAUCCGGGAGCAGCUUUCGAGUGUUUGCGAGCCACAAGCAGAGCCUCUACCAAAGAAGCAUAGGAAAUAAAAAGGGCAAUGAAGUUGGGGAUGAGUGGUCGUCUACAUGCCAUGCCAUCGUGCGUCAGUGAUAGAUAGCAGCAAGGUGAUGAUGAUGAUGAUGAUAAUGGGAGUGCUCCUGCUUGUGUAUUGAAUGGAAUUUUUUUGCCCUUUCUCUGUAAUUUGUUCCUGUUUGGGUAAGCACGUUGUGCAACAUACAACAUACAUGUAGAAAACAAGAAAAAAGGUGAAUCAAUCAUAAUGUUUAAUCUUUGCUUUAA